ACGAGAAGUGGAAAUGCAUUUGCCGCCAGUCGUGCUGGAUAAGCCGAAGAGCGCAGUCACAGAAAUAAGUUAGCGACAUAGAGAGCACGUUUCAACUCGAACGCCGUGAAAACAAAUCGGUUGUGUAGCUUGUACGAAGCGUAUAUGAAUCAGUUUGGUGCCAGACGUCGAGCGAGUUAGACGUAUAUUCCGGGUUGUUCCGGGGGAAAUCAAAGUUGCAUUUAUCCGUACGUCUUGUAGCGCUUUCCGCAUUACUUGUUGAUAUUCUUCCGAUAAAUUGAAUUUUCUCACAUCCAAUUUAAAUCAAGUGAAAAAUUUAGCAAGUGACUGAAAGACAACAAAUCAACGAUAUUUUCCAACAAAAAAUUGUAAAAAACUGAAUUUCUGUGCCAUAAAUGGUGAAAAGUAUUUCUGUGAACUUGAUGAUUGGACAAAAUCAGAAACUUGAUAAAUCUUCCGAAGACAAUCAUUUCAAGUGAUUUUGAGAACUAUAUAGAGGCUUGAGACUCGAUAAUGGCUAGAGUGGUAUUCAUCAGUAAUCCAGAUUGAGAGCCUGUGAAAUGACAAAGUGUAGACAUUGGAAAUUGAAAAGAGACUUGAGAAUGGCAAUUUGACCAUUGUGAUAACUAGUAAAUUUUUGUUAAUCAUCACAAAAUUGACACAGAAUCACAAAAAAAAAAGUUUUAACAUUCGCAAUAAAACACUUCUUUUUUGAGUUUGUGUGAUACACACUUAAGUUUUUCCUUUAAAAAAAAAACUCUCUUGAAAACAUUUCUAACACUUGAGUGACUUUACGAAAAUGGCACGUCCGUUCUACGUUCCCGAAGACGAUCAGGAGCAACAAGGCUCAUCGCAACCUCCAAGUGGCUCAUCAUCAGCCACUCAGUCUCCACUGCAGAGUCCCUUGAUGGUCAACAAUGAGCACCUGGUUCAGGCAUUCUGUGAGGCCCUAUAUCGCAUUGGAGGAGGAACUCCAGCAUUUCCGUUGCCACCACCAAGUCCCUCCUGCAGUCCACAUGCAACUGCCCACACUACUCCUGGCCACUAUGGCGAGAUUUUCUUCCCGAGAUCCAUAUCUACACCGAGAACACCCAGAACUUACACCCAUCAGCCCCUCGAGGAAGUACAUCGUAUUCCAUCGCACUCCAUCGAACAGCAACGAUUGCCAAUUAGACGAAUUCGAUUGACGUCAACUGGUGAGGAUGAAGAUGAUUGUCCAAGUGAUCACGAUAGCAGCUUGGAUGAUUUCCAGGAGCACUUUCAUCACCUGGAAGCCCGUGAGAGACUCACGGAAUUUCCAGGGCGUGUUCCAGAGCGCAAAAAAGGCAAAUCACUCCCACCUCCUCCUGCCACUGAGACAGAGACACCAAAAGACAAGCCAAAGGAGCAGUGCUUCAAUUGGUCGCUGGUGACUGCCCUCUUUAUUGUGGUCGGAUGCGGGAUAUUCGCUUCGCGGUGAAUUUUCCGUGCAAUGAAAAUUCCGUGCAAAGACAGAGAUUAAGCACACAAAGACACAAAAAUUAAAAAAAAAUCAACGAUACAAUUUUUCGAUGGAGACCAAUUUUUUGUUUGAAAAUUUUGCUGAAUUCAUUUUCUCAACACUGCCAUUGACAUGGAACUUGGAGAGAGUAUAAGAUUGGUAAAUUUGGCGCAAAUAAAAAAAAACUUUCAAGCAGAAGAUUUUUGAUAAGAAUGGCAAAAAUUGCAUAUACAUAUUUGGAUAACACACUUCUUAAAAUAUUGUAAUAACUUUUUUAUAGAUAUUUCGUAAAAGAUGGUGAAGAUGGAAAAAAAUAUAUUUUGUAAGUAAAAUAUUUGAUUGAAGGCAAAUGAAAAUUAAAGUAAAAUAAUAUUUGAAUAUUAGAGGAUAAUUUUUUUUCGUGAGGAUUAAAUUUGAUAAUAUCCUCAGCGAUACUAUUUUAUACUCUAAAUGUAAUUAUAAAUAAAAUCAAUGUUGUUUUAUAAAUAAAUGAUGAAAAAAUGUGUGGAGAUAAUUUUUUUUCAAUGUAGCGUGUAGGACAAAAAUGUGAAUGUAGCUUUUAAGGAUUAAUUGUAACCCAAAGCGAUUGUGAUUUAAAAGAAAACUACGUCAUUUAAAAGGACGUAGAAAAAAAUCAUUGAAAAGUAAAACAGUUUAAUACAUUACCCCAAAAUGAAAGUAAAAUUCCCAUUUUACAUUUCCAGGAUGAUUUUUUUUACUGAAGCAUGAGUUAAUGUUUUUUUUCUCAUUAUUUAUUUCCAAAAACAAAAUACAGCACCAUUUAAAUUGUCUAGAGAACAGCGUAUAAUUUAAUUAAGUUAAAUUGCAGCUAAUUCGUUUAAAUGAAAAAAAUACUUUCUGAGAAAGAGACAAAUUUUAGAAGACACGAACAAAUCAAUUUAUGUUUGAUGUUUAUCACAUUAAUUUUGUUUUAACUCAAGCAUCAAUUUAAGAGCAUCAUUCUCAUUUAUUUCACCAAUUCCUGUCUUCGUUAAUUUUUUUUGUUUAUUUCUACAUAGCAACAGAAAAAGCUCAUUAAAGCGCAUUGUGAUUGAAAAAAAAGGAACAAGAAAAAAAUCCAAGUGAGAAAAAAACGAUAAUUGAGAACAAAACGACUGAUUUACUGAAAUGAUACUGUCACGUUGUGGAUCUCUCAAAUUUACAUUGUAGUUCUAACCAUUUUCGGAGACUUGUCCCAUUGCAGGAAAUUUAUUCCACAAUGUCCAUUGGAUGCAUUUGAAAAUAUAAAAAAAAAUAAAACUUUUGACGUGAUAGAAUUUGUAACAGUUUAACUGCAUUUUUUUCUGUCGCAGACAAACAAAGAUAAUAUAGAUUUCUUCGAAGAUAUUGAAGCAAAAAAGAUUAACAAUUUUUAAAAGGAAGAGUAAAUUAGAGGAUACAAAUGGCCAAAAAAAUAGAUACUUGAGAGCCCCAAAGAAUUACAAUAUUACGAUUGUGUUAUUGAAGAUGAAAAGUGAAUAAAAACAAGGCAAAAAUUGAACAAACUUUGAUCUCAUAUAAACAUUAUUUUUUUUAAUAUUUCAUUCUAGUGAAAAUGGAUUGUAUAGCAAUUUAAAGAAAAGAUGAAAAACAAUUCUUAAACAAAACAAUUUUAUUGCGAAUAUAAAUGACGAAAGGUUUUUAAUGAAAAUUAUUAAGUAAAUUUAUAGUAGAGAUUAGAAAGAGUGGUAUUGAAGUAAUAAUAAUGAGCUGCAUUGUGAUCAUAAAACAGAUGAUUGAGCUAUUUUGGGAAGGGAAUAUGUGGUAAGAAUGAGACUUGUACUAAAACCAAGAAAACAAACUUACAAAAAAGACAUUUAGUGAUGAAAAAUUAAAAUUUACCAAGUACAAAACUUCAAAAACAACAAAAAAUCAUGGUUUUCAUAACAGUCCAAUUUAAAAAAUCUUUUCUUCCACUUUGGUACAAGUCUCCUUCUUGCUGCAAGGAGAAUGAUUUUUGAAGGUGUGCUAAAAGAAUCAAUUAUUUCGUAGAGCUUCAUGCAAUCAUUCAAAUUAUUCUAUCAAAAAAAAAUGUCCUGGUUAAGCAAUAUUGAAUUUCAACGAAGCAUUCAAAUUUAUUUCCAGUGUACACUGCUAAAAACCCAACGAUACUUUCAACAAAGCAUUUUGUAAAUUCUCAGGAUUACAACACAAGAUUCCAUUGCCACACUCGAGCGCAACAUACAUUUCUUUUUCUUAAUUUAAAACAAAAAAAAACAAACAGCAAGAGCAAGGAGAUUAAUAUGGUACACUGUAAGUAAAAAAAAAGCAAUCGAAUGUGUAAUUGAAAAAUUUCCUUUUUGGGCUGUCAAUUUAAUAAAAAGUAACAGCAACAGAAAAAAUACAAAUUAAUACGAAAUCAUCGAUAUCGCAAUGUAUAUUCUUUGUAAAAUUUAGUAAUAACUUACUGCAUCAUUCUCUUAUCAAUUUUUAGAAUAAAAUGUACAUUUUUUCGGCUUAUGAACUAUAAUCAAUUCGAAUUACCCUGACUGGUACUAGUGAACUGCUGACGUAAUGUCUUGCAAUUGAAAAAUCAAUUUUGAUAUGGUAAAAAGUACUAAUCCACAUAAAAAAAAAGAAAUUCUAAAAAGAAACGUCAGCAAUGAUUAUAGUUUGUACAGUUCUUCAGAGUUUUCGAAUGAUCUCUUUUGUAUUUACGGUCCAAAGCAUGAUGUCAUAUGGAUUUUUAACAAAUUUUUCGGAUGAAAAAUUCAUGCUAUAAAAUGCUAUAAAAAAAUAUCCUCCAUAUGACAUCAUCGAAAAUUGGCUAGCAAUUGGACCGAUCUUUCUUGUAAAUAAUACACGUAGACAGUUAGUUAAUGUUUUGAUCCAUAUAAUGAAAUUAAAUUUCGCAGUUUUAUUUUUAAACUAAUUGUGUAUUAAUAAGGAAUUCCUUUUUUUGGAAUAAAUAGUUUUUCCCAACAUUAACUGCAUACCAUAAAUGUACUCUAAAUGGCAUUUAAUAUAUUUUUAUUUUUCAUAAACCUACAUUUUUUUUUUAUUAUUUCCAUCUCUAAUUUCCAAAAAUCAUCAUAAUUUCACUGUUUAACAGCUCAUUCAGCCAUUUGGUUAACUGAAAUAGUCCCCCCUUGUCCGUUAUAGCAAACUUUAAAUUUUUUAAAUUUUGCUUGAAUUAACGAAAGAAUAAUGAAACGGUUUCAUUGUAUGCAACAAAUCGUUGUUAUACUUAACUAUAAAAAAAACGAAACAUUUAAUUUUGCAUUUUGAUCUUUUGAUUUCAAUAAAUCGUACAAAGAUGUUGACUUUGUCGUAUUUGCCAAAUACGACAGAAAGUCAACAAUUGCACAUCAAAGGGCUGAUGAGAAAGUACAAGAUAACAAUAUUUAAGGAAAAUGUGACAAAAGAUGAAUAUUUAAUAGUGGAAAAUUGCGUAUUUAAAAUAGUCUCAUGAGAUGUUGACAAUUUGCCAGUGAUUGCGACGUAGCCAUCAUGACAAUUUUCCGUCUCAACAUAAAGUAAAUUAUCUCUACACUAAAUAGUAAUUUAUUUCUAAAAGAAAAUAUUCUGUGAAUGUCUUUGUCUAUAGCUACCCAUGUCGUUGGAAAUUUACAAACCAUUUUACAACAAAAAAAAUGACCAGUUUUUAGCCACUUUUGAUAAACAAAUUCAACAAAUUUUGACCGUUUGUGAUUAUUGCAGCACAAAAAAUCUUUGUAGCAUGUAGGAGAUAAAUAUUGUAAAUUUCCAACACAAACCGCUUGAACUUUUGAACAAAAAAAAAACAAAUUAACUUCUUGCUAUAAAUAUCUUGAGAUGAGAAACCAUUAAAAAACAAAAUCAAAACCAUUUUAGAGUAUUUGGAGAGCUUUCCUACAUAAUUUAUUAGGAAACUGAGUACAUUUGUAUUAAAUACUUUUUAACAUACAUAGAUGUCCAAAAGUAAAUUGAAUCGAAAUUAAAUUUUAAGAAAACAAAAGAAAAAAACAGACAACAAACUCUAAUAUAAUUGUAGUUAAAGUAAGGGAAAUGACAUUUCUACGUAGAAUAUCGUAUCUCAACAUAAAAGUAUAAACGAAAGAAAAACAGAAAAAAAUCGAGUAAAACAAUUAGACAUAGCCAAGUAAACUUGCGAAAAUAAGCCAUAAGUUUAAUUAGGUUAAACCUAGUCUUAAUUGCCCUUCAGAGCGGGUCUGUGAUUCAUUGAUCUCAUUUUCUUACCAAUUUUUAAUUUGUUUAUUUUUUUUAUUGUAAUAAAUCAAUAUCAUGAGAAAAAUACAGAAAUUACUCUGUUAAAUUGACAAAAUAUUUUUUGCCGUGUAUUUGGAUUUUCUCAGUUAAUUAUUUUGGCGGGAAAAAAACGAGUGCUUCUAAACUAAUUAAAAUUUCGUGGACCAAAAUCGGCAAAAUUCAUCCAAAAUUGCAUUCAUUUCAUUGCAAAGAAAAAAAACCAUCGUGCAAAUAUAUUCAUUGAUCAUUUUUAUCAGCUAUCAUUCAUAAAUAGUAAAGUGAAUUAAGUGAAAUAAUUGACAUUUUGUUGUAUUUUUCCAAUAGAUCACAUUUUCUUACAGAAAAAAAAUUAUUGUUUGGUAAAACCAUUGUACAUAAAUUGCCACUUGAAACCACCAAUAGAAUAGAUCACAUUUUCUAAAUAAAUUUAAAAAAAAACGAAGAAAAAAAUUAAAACCAACAAGAAUUGUUCCUAAUUAAACUAUUGCGAAAAAGUAAUAAAAUUGAAAUGUACUUUGAUAAUCAACAAUAGUUUUGAAAAAAAAAACAAUGUAAGAUAAUGUGACACAAAUUUUCUCAACUUUUCAUUCAACUUUCAAACAAAGAAAAUGAUCGAAAAGCGGUGAAAAGCCACAAAAUGUUGAUAAAAUCAAUUAAUAUUUAUAAAUAUAAUUCAAAAUAUAUCUAUAAAUGUUAAGCAAUUAUCAAUUUAAUAUAUUUUUAAAUAAUGAUUUUAUUUGUUUAGUUUAAAUACUCUUCUAUGUUUCUGUUAUACUAAAAAAAGAACGCCCAUGCGAGAAAAUUCUUACAAAAAAAAAAUUUGGUAAACUGUAUAAAAAAAACAAUGAAUUUGACUAAAAAAGAGAGUAAGAUGAAAAAUGACACAAUUUAUAUACGACCCAAUUGGACAUUCAAUUAUAUUAUUACAUUUUUAUAAUGAAGAAGAAAAAAGAAAAAAAAUAGUUUAUAUUUGAAAAGAAAUCGACAAAGUGUAUAUAUACUUUUUAUAAUGAAUAAAGAAAAAUCAUAAUGCGACAUAAUAAAAAGAAAAUACAUUUUAAGGAAUAUUUUGCAUUUGAAAAAAAAACAUGAUGAAAUAAAAUACAAAUCAUAUAAAUUGAUUCAGAAAACUGCUUAUAAUUACUAUAAUGGCUCUUUUUUUAAAGAAAUGAAAUAAAUGUUAAAUCCAAGAGAAAA
Molecule: messenger RNA, 6865 nt
Organism: Phlebotomus papatasi
Lineage: Eukaryota; Metazoa; Arthropoda; Insecta; Diptera; Psychodidae
Gene: hid
Product: cell death protein hid
Exons: 4
Coding region: 800-1459 (219 amino acids)
Source: RefSeq, a predicted model, not a curated record